UAUGUCACGUGACUGUAGAUCGGCGUGCAUGUUCCUAGUGGUAAUUUGAAGUCAGGGUUGAGGAGGUUUUAUUUGUUUUGGUUAAAUCUUGACGUUGAACCGCUACAGCGCCAUGUGACGCAGCUUUAAAGUUUCAUUAGUUAGUUUAAAGACACGUUUCAGACGAACUCAGACGGAAGACAGACAUGUCUGGUUUCAGCGCCGAGCUCAUUGACUAUUUGGAGGGGAAGAUCACUUUUGAGGAGUUUGACAGGAGAAGAGAUGAGCGAAAGUCAAAGGAACCAGGGAAUUCAUGUGAGGAUGCGGAGGAUGACGCUCAAGCCUCCACCUCUGCACAGACCCCGGGAAAAGGCGCCGAAGAAGGGGUCAGCCCUGGGGUCCAGCUAGCAUUCGCCUCCAUGCUGGGUGAAACAUCUGAACGAAAGUCUUCAGAAGAGGAGGACAGUUUGAGCUACGUUGAUGAUGAAGAUGAUGAGGAUUAUAAGGUGGCCGGUGACAAGGCAGAGACAGAGGUGGAGAUGGAGGCAAAGGUGGCACGGAAGAAACGGAGGCAAGGGAGGAGAGGCGGGCGAAGGAAGAAGAAGCUACAGGAGGAGGAUGAUGAUGAUGAUGGUGAAGGGGAGGAUGUAUCUGCCGGAGAUGUGUUUGCUCUGGAAAUGGAGCUGAACCGAGAAAAUAAGAAGAUGAUGAAGGGAAAGCGUCAACACAGUAAACUGCCCCGAGCUCUCAGAGGCCUGAUGGGCGAAGCCAACAUUCGCUACGCCAGAGGAGAGAAGGAGGACGCCAUCAUGAUGUGUAUGGAGAUCAUAAGACAAGCUCCUUUGGCCUAUGAGCCUUUCUCCACGUUAGCCAUGAUCUAUGAUGAUGAAGGAGACAUGGACAAGGGGCUGCAGUUCGGCCUGAUCGCCGCCCACCUGAACCCCUCGAACUGCGAGGAGUGGAUCCGACUGGCUGAAAUGUCUUUGGAGCAGGACAACAUCCGACAGGCAAUCGUGUGCUACUCCAAAGCUAUCAAGUACGACCCCACCAACGUGCGCUACCUGUGGGAGCGCUCCAGCCUCUACAUGCGUUUGGGCGAGCACAAGCAGUGCAUGGACGGCUACCGCAAGAUCCUGCUGCUGCUCCCGAUGGAGGACGGCGAGCACUUCAUGCAGCUGUCCAAGGACAUGGCCAAGAGUUACUAUGAGAGUAACGACGUGACAUCAGCGCUGAGCGUGAUAAACGAGGCUCUGCUACGACACCCCAGCUUAGUUACUGAUGACUUCAUCAACAUGGCCGCUGAGCUUUACAUCGCCAGCCAUAAGUACAACGAGGCCCUGCAGGUCUUGGUCCAGUUUGCAGGCAUUGUUUUGGUCCGUUCUGAAUCUAAAUCAAACCAAGUGGCACCAACACAGGUCCAGAAGGAGUCCGAGGAAACGCCUGUUAAGACGACUGUGGAGGAGGGAACAGCAGAGCCGAGUGGUACAGUCACAAUUACAGAUGUGCAGGUACCAGACACUGUCCCAGUGGACCUAAAGGCGAAGCUAAUGGUCUGCCUCAUACACAUGUGCGUCUGGACACCUGUGGAGAGCCUGGUGACAUCGCUGAUGGCGCUGAGUCCAGAAGAGAUCGGUGACCUGUACCUUGAUGUAGGUGAAGCCUACCUGGAUCAGGGCGAGUACACGGCUGCUCUGCCUCUGCUCUCUGCCCUCGUCAUAUCUGAAAAGUACAACCUGGCUGUUGUCUGGCUUCGACAUGCAGAGUGCCUGAAGGCCCUGGGCCACAUGGAGGAGGCAGCAGACAGCUACAAUAAGGUGGUCGAGAUGGCGCCGCAGCACCUGGAGGCCCGGCUCUCCCUGGCCACACUGCUGCAGCAGCUGGGCCGGCCCGAGCACGCACUGAAGGCCCUGGAGUCCAUGUAUGACAGCGAGACGCUGGCACAGGACUCGUCGGCUGCGCAGAAGGAAUUAAAACUUCUUCUGCAUCGUUCCACGCUGCUGAAAACUCAGGGCCUAUUCCAGGACUACCUGGACGCUAUGAUCACCAUGAUCUCAAUGCUGCUCAAGGUGGCCAUGCAGCGAGCCAAAGUGUGUGUGCGCUGCGUAAGUACGUCGGGUCAGAAUCACCUGAGGCUGGUGAAGGUCAAAGACAUCAUGCCCGAGAUUGCUGACCACGAGGCAGCUUAUCUGGACAACACUGGGAAAACCAACGUUCUGUCUAGAGAGGACUGGUGGCAGCUGCUGGUGAGCACCAUCCUGACGCUGUGCGACGUGCAGCGCUACGAGGAGGCUGAGCUGCUGGUGGACUCGGCCAUGGAGUUCUACUCCUUCUACGACAACAAGCCCAAGAGGAAGGAGCUGGAGUUCUUCGGCCUGUCCGCCACCAUUCUGGGCCGCAACCACUACAAGGCCUAUAACUACAUCCGGUUGAUGCUGAUGGAAAACGUGGAUCUGCCUCAGCUUUGGAAUGUUUUCAACCAGUUGACCAUAUCCUCCCAGCACCAGCGCCACCACCGCUUCUGCCUGCGCCUGCUGCUGAAACAUCCAGACAACCACGCCUUGUCCGUCCUGUGUGGACACAACGCCAUGGUGUCCGGGAGCUUCAAACACGCUCUGGGUCAGUAUGUUCAGGCUUUACAGACUCACCCCAACAACCCGCUCUACAACCUGUGUGUGGGCCUCACCUUCUUUCACAUGGCAUCGCAGAAGUAUGUAGCCACACGGCACACGCUGGUGCUGCAGGGUUUCUCCUUCCUGUGGCGGUACGUGGACCUGCGUGGAGUGUGUCAGGAGAGCAUGUUCAACCUGGGUAGGGCGCUGCACCAGAUGGGUCUCUCACAUUUGGCCAUACAUUACUACCAGAAGGCCCUGGAACUGCCUGCGGAGAAGCUGGAGGGCAUCGCUGAUGACGAGGUGGAUCUGAGGCGAGAGAUCGCCUACAACCUGUCAAACAUCUACCAGACCAGUGGGAACCUGGAGAUGGCGCGCCAGCUCAUCAACACCCACUGUGUAGUUUAAAACGUGCACAAGUUCAGUCUUCAUCUGUCUGAAUUUGAGGUUUUAGGCUCAGAAUCAGUUCCUGCAAGGAGCAAAAACUCAGGACUCAGAAGGAUGUAGUCAUUGUUACAUGAAUGGAUGAGGAAAUGCUGAAAUACAUGUAUUUAUUAUUUUAUAAUAAAUAAAGGUUGAAACAAA
This is a messenger RNA of Betta splendens (Siamese fighting fish), 3173 nucleotides long. RefSeq names its product general transcription factor IIIC, polypeptide 3 (gene gtf3c3). The transcript is spliced from 19 exons. Gene Ontology annotation, biological process: transcription by RNA polymerase III. Gene Ontology annotation, molecular function: protein binding. Gene Ontology annotation, cellular component: transcription factor TFIIIC complex. The record is from RefSeq and is a predicted model, not a curated record. NCBI's taxonomy places the organism in Eukaryota, Metazoa, Chordata, Actinopteri, Anabantiformes, Osphronemidae. The coding region runs from base 186 to 2996 and encodes 936 amino acids.